Molecule: messenger RNA, 3694 nt
Organism: Arabidopsis lyrata subsp. lyrata
Lineage: Eukaryota; Viridiplantae; Streptophyta; Magnoliopsida; Brassicales; Brassicaceae
Product: probable disease resistance protein At1g15890
Exons: 1
Coding region: 810-3365 (851 amino acids)
Molecular function (GO): ADP binding; protein binding
Source: RefSeq, a predicted model, not a curated record
GAUUUAGUGGUUCCUAAUGAACUUAAUUUUAGGGUCAACAGGCAAAAAUUGAAGAUGAAUCUCUUCUGUUUACUGUUUUAGUAUGUCCUUAGGACUUAAUAGUACUUUUCUCGGGAUCUAAUAUGUGACUUGAUUUUUGGAAAUCUGCGGUUUUGUCUCCUCUUCUUUGUUCUAUCGAUUAUAUUACACGUAUAGCUAUUUUCCUGGGAAAAUGUCAUCCUAGUGUUGCUUGAUUAUGUAUGGUAUUUUGGGUAUCAGAAAUGAUACAAGCAAUUUUCAGAUGUCAACUGUGUAUAAUUUAUUAGGAUUUAUAGCUCUUGCAUGCUCUUUAGUCAAGAUCUAGACAUUUACAUGGGUGUUGAGAAAUUUUUGGGGUUUUCUUGUAGACAAGCUUUGUCAUUUUUGAUAUUCAUGUAUAUUAGUUGUGUUCAUUAGCUGACUGUCAACUGUUUGAUUUACCCGCAGUUUUUUUGAUCGAUUCGUUUUCUGUUCAAUUGAAUUCUUGUUCAGUUUCUCCGUAUAGUUCGGUUAGGGAAUGAUUGAUUUAAUCGGAAUAGUCAUCAUAGUUGAUAGAGAUGUGUGCUCUUCAUAUUUUUAUUUUGUGGAAAUGAAACUUCUUCUGCAACUUCCUGAAUUAUUGCACUCUUUGUUUAUUUAUAAUCAAUGAUAUUUUGUGGAAAUGAAACUUGUUCAGCAGUUUCUGAAUUAUUGCAGUCUUUGACUUAUUAUUUUAUCAUCUAUAGGUAUGACCGUAUGAUUGUAUUCCUCUUUGCAGUGAAUAUUGUUUGGUUUCUGAAAAUUUGAGCAAGAUGGGAGGAUGUGUAUCACUACAGAUAGCCUGUGAUCAAACACUGAGCCGCACCUGCGGCUGCUUGUUUGGUGAUGGAAAUUACAUUCAUUUGAUGGAGGCUAAUCUUGAUGCUCUGCAGAAAACUAUGCAAGAGCUUGACGAGAGGCGUGAUGAUCUGUUAAGAAGAGUUUCCAUAGAAGAAGAUCAAGGUUUGCAAAGGCUUGCUCAAGUCCAAGGAUGGUUUUCAAGGGUAGAAGAUAUUGGGUCUCAGGUCAAUGAUUUGCUUAAGGAGAAAUCAGCUGAAACUAAGAGAUUGUGUCUUUUUGGAUACUGUUCUAGCAAGUGCAUAUCAAGCUGCGAGUAUGGUAAGAAAGUAUCGAAGAAGUUGAAAGAAGUUAAAGAACUUCUAUCUAAAGGAGUUUUUGAAGUGGUGGCGGAGAAAGUUCCUGCAGCAAAGGUGGAGAAGAAACAAAUCCAAACCACAAUUGGUUUGGAUUCAAUACUUGAAAAGGCAUGGAACAGCCUCAUCAACAGUGAACGAACAACUUUCGGUCUUUAUGGUAUGGGGGGAGUUGGCAAAACCACCCUCCUAGCUCUUAUCAACAACAAAUUUGUUCAAAUGGUGGAUGGAUUUGAUGUUGUGAUAUGGGUCGUGGUCUCUAAAGAUUUGCAAAAUGGAGGCAUUCAGAAUCAGAUUCUGGGAAGAUUACGUCUUGACAAGGAAUGGAAACAAGAAACAGAAAAGGAGAAAGCCUCUUCCAUAUACAAUAUCCUUACUAGAAAGAAAUUUGUGCUGUUAUUAGACGAUUUAUGGAGCGAGGUAGAUCUGAACGAGAUAGGAGUUCCACCUCCAACUCGAGAUAAUGGAUCAAAGAUCGUUUUCACCACUCGUUCAAAGGAAGUUUGCAAAGACAUGAAAGCCGAUGAUGAAAUGAAAGUUGAAUGUUUGUCACGGGAUGAGGCAUGGGUACUGUUUCGAAAUAUAGUUGGAGAAACCCCAUUAAAGUGUCAUCAGGAUAUUCCCACACUAGCAAGAAAAGUGGCUGAGAAAUGUUGUGGCUUACCCCUUGCACUCAAUGUUAUUGGCAAAGCCAUGGCAUGUAAAGAGGAUGUCCACGAGUGGCGUCAUGCGAUUAAUGUUCUCAACUCGUCUAGCCACGAGUUUCCGGGUAUGGAAGAAAAGAUUCUUUCCAUUUUGAAGUUCAGUUAUGAUGGUUUAGGGGAUGAAAAAGUCAAAUUGUGCUUUCUAUAUUGUUCUUUGUUUCCGGAAGAUUAUGAAUUAAAGAAGGAGGAAUUGAUAGAAUAUUGGAUCUGCGAAGGAUUUAUAAAUGGAAACAUAGAUGAAGAUGGAAGUAACAACCAAGGUCAUGCUAUUAUUGGUUCGUUAAUUCGUGCACAUCUAUUGAUGGAUGGUCAAUUUACAACGAUGGUGAAAAUGCAUGAUGUUUUACGCGAAAUGGCCCUUUGGAUAUCUUCUAACUUUGGAAAACAGGAAAAAAAGCUUUGUGUCAAAUCUGGCGCGCAGUUAUGCAAUAUACCAAAGGACAUCAACUGGGAAAUUGUGAGAAGGAUCUCGUUGAUGAGUAAUCAGAUUGCAGAGAUAUCUUGCUGUCCUAACUGCCCCAAUCUUUUGACCCUACUACUCCGUAAUAACAGUUUGGUGGAUAUUUCUGGUGAAUCCUUUCGUUUUAUGCCAGUCCUUGUUGUCUUGGAUCUUUCGAAGAACCAUAGUCUUUAUGGAUUGCGAGAAGAAAUUUCCUGCCUGAGUUCCUUGCAAUACCUCAAUUUAUCAUCCACAUGGAUAAAAUCGUUACCAGUUGGUUUGAAGGGGUUGAGUAAACUAAUAAGGUUGGAUCUGGAGUUUACUUUUGGACUUGAAAGCAUUGCUGGGAUAGGAACAAGCUUACCAAAUCUUCAAGUGUUGAAACUAUUUCAUUCCCGUGUUGGUAUUGAUACAAGAUUAAUGGAAGAGCUACAACUUUUACAGGACUUAAAGAUUUUAACAGCAAACGUAGAGGAUGCUUCGAUUUUGGAAAGUAUCCAAGGAGUAGAAGGACUGGCGAGUAGUAUUCGAGGUUUAUGUCUACGGAAUAUGUUUGAAGAGGUUGUAAUAUUAAACACGGUAGCUUUGGGUGGUCUUCGACGCCUGGCUGUUCAGAACUCCAAAAUCUUAGAGAUAAAUAUAGAUUGGGAAAACAAAGAAAGAGAAGAGCUUCUAUGUACAAGUUCUCUAGGCUUCAAGCACCUCUCCACUGUUUCUGUAUACAGUUUGGAAGGUUCAAAAAACUUGACCUGGCUGUUGUUCGCUCAAAAUCUCAGGUACCUAACUGUAUCGGAUUCAUCAUGCAUAGAAGAAAUAAUAAAUUGGGAGCAGGGAAUAUAUAUUAGCAAUGUGUGUCCAGAUAUUUUGGUUCCAUUGGGGAAGCUAGAAUCCCUUGAAGUAACUAAUUUGUAUGCACUGAAGAGAAUUUGCUCGAAUCCUCCAGCUCUUCCAAACCUGAGACAAUUUGUUGUCGAAAGAUGCCCCAACCUGCCGAAAGCUGCCACUGAGUUUCUGAGAUAUGAACAGGAAUAAUGGAUGGACAGGCUUGGAAUUUGGAGGAGGCUCCUGAAUCCAGGGAUAGUCUCCAGUUUCAUGUUAGGAAGAUGAAGCCAUUGCAUAUGUGUGAGUGUGACUGUUUCCACAGUUCUUAAUUUUAUUUGGUUUUAUGUGUUGCUUUUGCUGAAAUGACAUUGUUGUCAAGUUGCAUUCCUCAAGUUGGAAACUUUCAUUGAGAAACUGUGUAAAUUCAAAGACUUUUGGUGUGUAACUGUCAUUAAGAAACUGAUGCUUGAACAUCUAAAAUCUUUUGGAUGCUUGUCCAAGUGAGGAGCUUUUACAAGAUCAAGCAAAUUCCAUCUUCA